Messenger RNA from Penaeus vannamei (Pacific white shrimp), 4387 nucleotides. The record is from RefSeq and is a predicted model, not a curated record. NCBI's taxonomy places the organism in Eukaryota, Metazoa, Arthropoda, Malacostraca, Decapoda, Penaeidae.
AUGAAACUUCGAUAUGCUGGCCCCUUGCCAGAUGAAGAAGAAGAAACAAGGCGACAGAUUGCUGAACAUGAAUCCUUCAUGGCUGAACUGGCGCAAAAGGAGAAGGAGAAAGAUGACACCAUUGCGCUGGCUGAAGAUAUCCUUGCUAAGGCUCAUCCUGAUGGUGUAGCUACUAUCAAGCACUGGAUUACAAUUAUUCAGUCGAGAUGGGAAGAAGUCAUGGCUUGGGCUAGGCAGAGAGAAACCAGAUUGUCUGAUCAUCUCCGAAGCCUCAGUGAUCUUGCUGGACUUCUUGAUGAAUUGAUGCGUUGGUUGAUCCAGGCUGAGAACAAUUUGACAACCUUGGAAGCUGAACCACUGCCAGAUGACAUCCCAGCCAUUGAAGGCCUGAUCACUGACCACAAGGAAUUCAUGGAUGAGAUGCAGAAGAAGGAACCUGAUGUUCUAAGUAUCUGCAAGCCAACCAAACCGAGACCUUCACUCUCCAACCAGGGCAAGAAGCGCUCUAGAGCAUCCCUUGGUCGUGAGAGUGUGAGCCCAGGAAGAGAAUCCUCGCCAGAAUAUGAUUAUCCAUCUCGUCGUUCAAGCCGUAUCAGCCCCGAUCGCGAAUCGUCACCAGGACCCAAAUCGCGAAAGUCCAGAACAACACCACCCCGAGAGUUAUCACCCGGAGCUGACCGAGAAAGAGAAUGGCCUCUUUCACACUUGCGCUUUGCCACGUCCACACCAACGCCUGCUGGUGCUACUACUGGUACUGCAGGAGGAAGGAAGAGCAGCAAGGCCAGUGUGAGAGAUGAACCUCAGAUCAAGAAUCCUCAUGCUAGAGCAUUGUGGGAGAAGUGGCAGCAUGUUGGCUUCAUGGCAUGGGAGCGCAUGCGACGUCUCUAUGACAAACUCAACUAUCUUCAGGAGCUUGAGAAACUUAAGAACUUCUCCUGGGAAGAAUGGAGAAAGAGGUUUAUGAAGUUCAUGAACCACAAGAAAUCUCGUGUGACUGAUCUGUUCCGCAAGAUGGACUCUGAUAAUGAUGGAGCUGUGCCAAGAGAAGACUUCAUUGAUGGAAUCCUUAAGACCAAGUUCCCCACAAGCCGUUUGGAGAUGGGAACUGUUGCCGAUAUAUUUGACCGCAACCAGGAUGGCUACAUUGACUACCAAGAGUUCAUUGCGGCGUUACGACCUGACUGGGAGCGCAAGGGACCCUUGACUGAUGCAGAAAGGAUUGAUGAUGAAGUGCAGAAACAGGUUUCCAAAUGCACCUGCCGACAGAAGUUCCGUGUGCACCAAGUAGGAGAAGGCAAAUAUAGGUUUGGAGACAGUCAAAAGCUACGUCUGGUUCGUAUCCUGCGGUCAACUGUCAUGGUUCGUGUGGGCGGUGGAUGGGUGGCACUUGAUGAAUUCCUUGUGAAGAAUGACCCAUGCAGAGUAUGUCCAUCUAUACCUGAGUUAGAGCAGGUUGGAGAUUUGGAACUACAUGAGCAUGGGUGCCCUAUGAGAGGAAAGACUUCACCAGCUGGGUCCUGCCGUAGCUCCUCCAAGGGUCGCACCAACGUGGAGUUACGCGAGCAGUUCAUCCUAGCGGAGGGCGUAUCCCAGAGCAUGACACCGUUCAAGUCCAAGCCUAGCCCCAACAGUUCUGUGUCAAGCCAGUCAGGCACUCCUGCCCAGCAGCGAUCCCAGUCCCUGCCUAACGCUGGGCCCAUUAUCAAGGUCCGAGAAAGAACAGCCAAGAGCUCAGCUAUGGGCCGUGCGUCCUUCAGUGCUGGAACUCCAGAUUCCUCAUUUAGCGAAGAAGGAGGCACUUCCUCAUUCCAUCUCCAUGGCGGCAAGCGCAAGGCUUCUGCCCCAGUCACAUCCCGCUCAUCUUAUAAUACCUCAGCUGACAGUCAACCAGGAAGCCGAGGAGGCAGCCGCCCUGCUUCUCGAGGACCUGGCUCUCGUCCUGGUUCUCGGCCUGGGUCUCGGCCACCAAGUCGUGCAGGCUCAGAGGUGUCCCUAGACUCCUAUGAUGGCGGCCGGACCCCCAUGAGACGCACACCCUCAUUUACAGGGCGAACACGCACACCAUCUAGUCAGUCCUCUGGGGUUCAGCGGUCAUCUUCCCUUAGAAAGGCCUCAGCCCCUGUCAAGUCCUCUACAGGCACUGUCAAUGGAACUGGGACACGUGCCAUCUCUGUCUCAUCUAGGUUAUAUUCACCGACUCUGUCCAGUCGAUUGAAAGAGGCAGGAAUUAGGACCAAAAUCCCGGUUCUUGUGGGUGCUGCCUCUGAUUGGGAACGGACUAACCUAUCUGGCUCCACAUCUAACCUGAAUGUUGCGGGAACACCCUUAAGGUCCCGAACUUCAUCAACUACUAGUCUUAACUCCAAUCAUUCCACAAGCAAAAUUCCAACACUGAGACACAAAGUGUCCACCACACAAAGCACCACUCCCAAGACCUCCACUACUACAAGGACUCGGAAUCCUUCAGGUUCCAGCAGCACAGGUGGAACUACUAGGAUUGCCCGCAAAUCCUCUGCUGCUUCAGACACGCCUACCGGGAUAGCAAGGAAAACGGGCAUCGCAGAGCCAAGACGCAAGUUGUAGGAAAUUAAAUGGCAAAAUUAUAUAAUGUUGUGCUAGGGCCCAAUGAAAGUUGUAAAGAAAAUUUACAUGGUACCCUGUACAGUUUAUAUUAAAACACAUAGAUGUAUGACAGUUACAAGUGAUAAAAUUGUAAAUGUGUUACAUGUUGCCACAUUUUUUGUGGCACAUUAUGAUAUAUAAUUGAUCAUAUUUUCUUUUGGAAAAAGCUUUAAAUAGACAACAUUGUAAUGAUUAGAGAUCUCUGAAAUUAUUUGAUUGGCAUUUUUCUAAUUGAAAUAUUUGACUUCUGGUUGGAUUUAGAUCCAUAUAAUUUCUAUGGAAUAUUCAUCUUUUGAAUUUGCUAGCAAAUGUGAUAUCAUGACAGGGCAAAUCCUGUUGCCUGAUAAUAGGACUGGAUUUGGUUAAUGUUAAUAUAUGGUAGAAAUCUCGGUAUCAAGUUCUAUUUUAUAUUAAUAAUGCCUGAUCUAGCCCUACAAAGUGAUAUGUUUAGGGUAGUGCAAGCCCAUUUUGAGAGUUCUCAGCCAUUCCACUCAACAUAUCGUGCUUGCUUUUGAAAAGGUUGUUUAUUGUGUAAAGUCUCCAAGACAUUGUUGCUUGAUUUUAUUUUAUUUUUGUUUAUUUUCACCUUUGUGGCAUACAAUUCAGAAUUUUCAACUUCAAAUAUUUUCUUGGUGACAAUGCAAGUCAAUAAUUGUCUUCAUCAAUUCUUAUGUCAUACUAUGUUACAUUCUAUUAGAAUUUUUUUUCUUUCUUUCUUUUUUUAUGCUCCGCCCACUUGAACCAGUGUUUAAGAAGACCUCAGUUACAAGUGUAUUGUCUCAUUUCCCUGAUUCAUAGUCUAAGGCUGUUCUCAUGUACUCACCAUUAACGCUUCAUACCUAACUUGCCUAUGUGCGUAUCAAGCAAGCCUAUGUGGGGUAUUACAGGUUGCCAAAAUGCCACGUCUUGCAAGGAAUAUAUGUUGAUUUGCAACUUGGAGUUCAGCAGGAGUUUAAUGGUGCUUUAUAGUCAUAUAGAAUUUAUACUAAGCAAUAUUGGUACUUGAAAUUAUGUUAAAAUGCGCCUCAAUGGUUUAUUGUCUGUGCUACUAAUAAAGUGCAAAUGUGAUGAGAACAGUAAUUUUGAGUCUCGGAUAGUAUAUCAUUUUAUUGUGAUUCCUAAUUGUUAAUAGGAAAAGAUUCUUGUAGCACUAUCUAAGUUACACGACAGCUGAUCUCAUGACAAAAUGUUGGAAAAAAAAAAAAUCGUUCCUGGAACAGCAAAGCGAAGAUGGAACGGACUCAGAAAGCUAUGUCAAACUUACAUGACAUUAGGUGUGGCUCUGGGAAAAAAAAUAUUGACCGUAAGUAGAGGAUGCAAAUGCUGCAGGCUGGUUCCGGGUUAUAAUGGAGGCAAAAUACCAUCUCAUGCCUCUAUUUGGUCUUGUAACAUUUGCAUCAUUUACUUAGUGGUCUUGGUGUCAUUUUUUUUUCUUCCUCUUCUGUUACCUAACUCUUUAACAGAUUUUUAAUUAGGCUAAAUUUCCAAAUGUUGUCUUUUGUGUUUUUGUUGUAUUGUUUGUAUAAACCUUAGCUUUCAUGCUUUGUUAUAAGUUGUAAAUAAUAUAAUAAUAUAGUAAGCCCAUUGAAAGAUUGAAUUAUGGGGCACAAAAUAAAUUUCACAGUGAGUAACAAAAAUAUGGUAAGAUGUACUAAAGUCCUUUUGGUUGAAUAUACUGUACUUGACCAAUCAUCAUAGAAUAUUUUUUGUAUUUAAAUUGCUUAUGAUUAUACUAAUGCUUCGAUAAUAAAUGAGUAACGAGAUA